UAUUUCGUGUAACACCCGAGGCCGCAUCCGGUUGGUCGGGACACGUCACUGAAUCGAAGAAGUACGAGCCGUUUAUACCUUCUUUAAAUAUAAUUGAGCUUAACAGUCAUGUCGAACUCGGUCCUGUCCGUUAUCUCCCGGUUUCUGGAGGAGUACAGCACCACGACCUCCACCAAGCUGAAAGUGGUGGACGCGUAUCUGUUGUACAUCUUGUUAACAGGAGCGCUGCAGUUCCUCUACUGUCUACUCGUUGGAACAUUCCCAUUCAACAGCUUUCUGUCUGGCUUCAUCUCGUGCGUGGGUUCCUUCAUUCUCGCAGUGUGUCUUCGUAUCCAGAUCAACCCUCAGAACAAGGGAGACUUCCUCUCCAUUUCCCCAGAGAGAGCUUUUGCUGACUUCCUGUUCGCAAACACCGUUCUUCACCUUGUUGUGAUGAACUUUAUUGGCUAAAAUGGAUAUAAAAUAAAGUCACACCUACCCAACUUUUUCAAGAUCACAACCAAACCCAAACCUCCUGGAUGCUACUACCUUGAAUUUGAGCAGCAGAUCUGGACCGCAGAUUCCCAGCAUCAACACUGAAGGACAUGUAUCUUCAUACAUUUGAUGCAGUACAUUUUUCUAACUAAUAAACGAAAACUUUUUUAUGUUAAUGUUUGUAAAUCAUUCCCAGUUUGCAUUUACAGAAAUAAAUCAUCUGUAAUGUUGA
Messenger RNA from Nothobranchius furzeri (turquoise killifish), 706 nucleotides. It is a transcript of the gene dad1, whose product is annotated as defender against cell death 1. The record is from RefSeq and is a predicted model, not a curated record. Lineage: Eukaryota; Metazoa; Chordata; Actinopteri; Cyprinodontiformes; Nothobranchiidae. Gene Ontology annotation, cellular component: oligosaccharyltransferase complex; membrane. Gene Ontology annotation, biological process: protein N-linked glycosylation.